Orbilia oligospora ATCC 24927 is the source of this 1080-nucleotide messenger RNA. RefSeq lists its product as uncharacterized. Lineage: Eukaryota; Fungi; Ascomycota; Orbiliomycetes; Orbiliales; Orbiliaceae. The record is from RefSeq and is a predicted model, not a curated record. Bases 1 to 1080 code for a protein of 359 amino acids. The transcript has 2 exons.
AUGCUUGCCAAAUCUACGCUCGUUUUAGCGGUCCUUGCCGGAGCUGUUAUGGCUGAAUAUGCCAUUCCAGUUGGGAACCUAAUCCCUCGCUCUAACCGUCUUCAGCGUAAACAGGCCGUUGAUAUUGGUUCUUCGGUUUGCCCAGCUGGCCAAUUUCAGUGCGCCGGCAUUACUGGAUGUUGUCCUGAUGGGUUCUAUUGUGGCUCUUUCAAUGGAAGGAAUGGCUGCUGCCCCAAUGGCGACAAUUGCAAUGCUAUAGCACCAGCCCCACCAGCGCAGACCAGUGCUGCUACUGCUACUGGAGGAAACGGUUCUCCAAGCAGGACCGGUGACAAUGGAUCUUCUCCUACCAACACUGGCUCCGGCAACGGUUCAGGCCAAAGCGGAAACGGUUCCAGUCCCACUGGAGCUAGUGCUGGUGGAAACGGCGGCUCUGGCACUAAUACUGGCGGUGCAGGCUCUCCUACUGGUACUGGGGCGGGCGGUAACGCCGGCUCUCCUACAACUACUGGUGCCGCAAAUGGUGGAAACACGGGUGCUCCAGCAACUACUGGCCCUGACGGAGCUUCUCGGACUGGGGGUGCUGGAAAUGGUAGCAACUCCGGCUCACCAACUGGUACUGAGACUGCUCGAAACGGAGGUUCUGUAACUGGAACUGGUACCGAGGGUGCGUAUCCAACGACAACUGGAACUGGAAAUGCCAGUGGCGCUUCUGGCACAGCCAUGGCUACUGGAACAGGCACUGGUAUGAAUACAGCUGCUAGAUCGACAGGCACUAGCAUGGACAGUACACUAGUUGUUGUUGUUACUACCGAUGCUGCUUCAACCCGAGCGGUCACCACCAAAGCAGCCACAGGAAGUGAUGGUGAGAUUAUCGUUCCUAUCUCUACCGCUACCGAUGAUGAUACCGAAGAGGCAACUGGUACUACAGGCUUUAGAACCGCCACAGGUACUGGCAAUGGAGAAGGAAGCGCUGGUUCUCACUUGCGACCUGCUACUAUGUCGACAGUACUACUCUUUUCCGGCAUGGUUGGUGGUGCCAUCAUGGUUGGUGGGACUAUCUUCGGCUCUUUACUCUAA